This is a messenger RNA of Penicillium vulpinum, 786 nucleotides long. RefSeq names its product peptidylprolyl isomerase. Gene Ontology annotation, molecular function: peptidyl-prolyl cis-trans isomerase activity. Bases 1 to 786 code for a protein of 261 amino acids. NCBI's taxonomy places the organism in Eukaryota, Fungi, Ascomycota, Eurotiomycetes, Eurotiales, Aspergillaceae. Gene Ontology annotation, cellular component: fungal-type vacuole; endoplasmic reticulum. The record is from RefSeq and is a predicted model, not a curated record. The transcript has 8 exons. Gene Ontology annotation, biological process: protein peptidyl-prolyl isomerization; protein folding.
AUGUUUUUCCGGAAUCUUUUCUUGUCCCUUUUCUUUGUCUUCGCCGUUGGCUUCGCGCUCGUUCAGGCCCAAGAGUCCAAGGAGCCUCGUGGCCCUAAGAUUACCACCAAGGUCUACUUCGACAUUCAGCAUGGAGAUGAGCCUCUCGGUCGCAUUGUGAUGGGCUUGUACGGCAAGACUGUCCCUGAGACCGCUGAGAACUUCCGCGCUCUGGCUACUGGCGAGAAGGGCUUUGGCUAUCAGGACUCUACCUUCCACCGUGUUAUCAAAGAUUUCAUGAUUCAGGGUGGUGAUUUCACCAAGGGCGAUGGCACUGGCGGAAAGUCGAUCUACGGCAACAAGUUCAAGGAUGAGAACUUCAAGCUGCGUCACACCAAGAAGGGCCAACUGAGCAUGGCCAACGCCGGCAAGGAUACCAACGGCUCUCAGUUCUUUAUCACCACCGCUAUCACCUCUUGGCUCGAUGGCCGCCAUGUCGUCUUCGGUGAGGUCCUCGAGGGUUACGAGAUUGUUGACAAAAUCCAAAACGUUCCCAAGGGUCCCAGCGACAGACCCAAGCUGGCAGUUAAGAUCGUAAAGAGCGGUGAGCUCGAGUUUGUGCCCGAGACCGAGGACAAAGAACUCGACGAAGCGCCCCAGGCUCCCAAUGCUCCCGAGGCCACUACGCCAUCUUACUCCCUGCAACUGGUCAUGAUUUUCUUCGUCCUAGUUGCUAUUGUGGGUAUCUGGAUUGCCCGUCGGCGUGGCCAGCAGCAACACCAAGAGAAAGAACAGUACGAUGCGUAA